CCCGCCUUUUUUUCGUAAACAGAAACAACGCAGACGCGGGCGACAGUCAAGUUGUGUGUGUCCGUGUCGAUGCUAAGAGUUGGAAGGCAGGUUCACAAUGGCAUCACAAGAAUUCACUGUGCUCUACACUCAUCAGAAGACCAAGAAAGCUAAGGCUUGGCAGGAUGGCAUCCUGAGAACCCAUGGCAAUGGCGGCAAGGCGAUUCUGUUAGAUGACAAAGGUUUGCGUCUGGACUCGGUCUUCCUGAAGGGUCAGAAAGUCACCGUUGGUUUGGAGUUGGAAAGUGACCGCUUCCUCAUAACAGUCGAGGAGUCGGCCAAUCCUACAAAUUUGUUAGUCAGUGCCACCCCUAAACCUACCAAUCCAGAGCCGCCCAGACGUCCAUGCCUUCCCAGCUUCAAGCGGAAACACACAACCGGUAGCUUCCGGACUCCCCGCGAGGUGGAGGUGAAGGCAGAGAAGUCUUCAGCGCCGGCACUUGGGUUGUCCCUCCCAGGAAAUGGAGACACCAAGGCCUCCUCGCUGCAGCAGGGACACAGUGCCGUCUGUCAUCCAGACUACACCACACCCACGGAGAGUGGGCCUGGGAACACGGCGUUCCCAGCUCUGUGGGGCUCUCUGCCAGGCAGGGAAAGCACGACAGGAAAGAUGCCCCCUCGUGCGACUGUACCAUCAAAUGAGGAGUACAGAGGGAUUCCCAACAACAUCAGUGGGAGGAGAGAUGGUGUAAUUGUGAGGGCGGUUCAGCCAGCGGAUCUGGGCAGUGCCAAGGAGGGCAUUGGAGUUCUAUAUGAGGACAGGAUGGACAGGGAUGCUGAUCCUGACAGAAAAACAUCUGAGUGCAUUUUUGUGGUUGAUUCAAAUGGCCGUAGCACUGAUGCAAAACGCACCAAAGCUCAAAUUCUGGCACUGCUGAUGCAAAGUGAUGGUGGUGGUGGGGCUGGUGCUGGUCAAUUGAACAAUUCCCCAUCUUCCCAGGAGAAACACGCUUUUUGGGAUCAGCAGUUUGAUCAGAAUGGCUCAAAAAUUGGGCAUACCAAUCGAAGCUCUUCUCAGGAUAAAGAACAGCCCAUCUUAAGCAAUAAACAAGAUUGUUUGGGCAAACUGCAUUGCGAGAACGUUGAAAAUGUGCAGCCUCACAGGGGUGAAGAGCCUUCCCUGAUUGGCCAACAGCCUUCAGAAGACAAACUAUGGCCUCACAUGGGGAUGGACUCUUGCAAACAGCAUUCCCAGGCCAUGCCACAGCCAUACCAGCAACAGCAGCAUUCUGAUCAGUAUAAACACUCUGACUGGAGCAAUGCAGAGCCGUCGCAGGGCAGCGUACAACUUAACCCAGCUGAAGAGCCUUGUCUUGAAAAACUCAAUCUGUACAAAGAUAAGGAGACAUACCAGAACAAAGUACAGCCCUUGAAAAGCAAAGUACAAUCCCACGAAAGCCUACAGCCUAACCCAGACACACAGUCUGAAUAUUAUGAACUACAGUCCUGUUUGGAUGAUGAGCUUCACACCAUUGCGCAGUCAUCCUCAGAGAGACAGCCACCUUUUUUGGACAAAAUACAGCCUUAUCCAGACAUGCAGCCAGCGGUAGACAAACAGUUCCUCUGUGCUGAACUAAAGCUUCACCAGAACAAACAGCAUUCCCCAGAAGAACAACAUCCUACCUCCAAAAUACAACCCAAAAUAGACACACAACCUUAUCAGGGUAAAUUACAGUCCAAUGUAGACCCACAGCUUCAGCAGGACACAUUGCAGCCAUUUCCAGUCUCAGUGGCAUUGCAGAAUACACUAGAGCCUCAUCAGCAAACACAACAACAAAAGCCAACUCAUCUAGAUCCACAGUCUUCCCAGGACUCGGACUUGGUGCACAGGACGGUCCCAGCUGAUGGCAUAGUUUUUAGGAACGAGACUACAAUACAAGACUCCCAGCCAAUGGUGGACUUUGACGUGUUCUCCGCAUUGGCAAGUGAGCUGGGGGCAGGCGACAGCCAGCCUGGCACAUUCUCCGAAGACGCAAGUGUACAGUCAGCCCAGCCACUACCUGAGCAGCACCGUGCUGCUCAGUGGCCUGCAACACACAGUCCAGUCUCUGUAACUGAGUGUGUGGCUUCAGAUGAGAGCUCUGCUGCUGCCAAUGGGAUUAGCACCCAUGCAGUGCUCACUGACUUGUCUGGCCUUCUGAGUACGACCAUGGAACCCUGCAAUAUUGAAGAUGAGAUGAAGUCUGCACACUACGUGCCGAGCAAGGGGCGCAGUGUGUGUGGUAUAGGUGGAAGUGAUGGUGGCGAAGAUGACGGGAUUGGUAGCAAGGGGGUCGAUUAUGUUUGCAACAUGAAGGCUAGUAACUCCGAUAGCAUAAUUUACAAAGACUGCUUUAUCGACACAGCACCCAUGAGUCCUAUUGAGGUUUCCCAGAGGGGAUGCAAGCCCAUUGCUCUCCUACAGGCGACGGAAACCUAUGCAAGCCAGAGCCAGACCUCUGUGGACACCAUGGACAUCUCACUAAGCUUGGAGGAGCAGGAUGAACAAGUGGAGGAGGCGACGGAGGUUUCCUCACUGCAGCACUUCCAGCCACAGCACGUGGUGACCAGCCAGGAUGUGUUCCGUGACCCUGAGGGGCUCACACCGAUGCACGUAUUUGAGCAUUUCACUCAUCCCGAGUGUUUGUCUCCGAAAAAGAAGGCAGAUCCUGCUCAAUGCUUUAUGGCUCAGAGGCAGCAGCAGGACAUACUUGCAAGUGGCUCAUCGGAUUUUGAAAUGUCACUGGAUUUUGAAGCUUCCACAUUACUACCUACACCAUGCCCACCAAUUGGGACACAAUCCUCCCAUGGGCCCUCUUACAAACCCAGCUCGAUUCAGAUCCGUGGCUCGGGGUUAAAUUCGGGGAGCAGGGAGUCCCCUGAGACUGGGACUUGGCAGCCUACACCCCAUGCGAUAGACAGGAGUUUGGAAGGGCAAGAGGUUGUGGGUGGAUCGGGCAGGAGGCAGCACCCAGGAGAGGGGGCAACAACACGGAGGCAACGGGGACAGGAGGAACCUGCGGGAAAAAGUGGCAGCAGCAGAUGGGACAAGUAUCACGACUCCUCCCUGGAGCAUCUCAUCGGAGCAGGAGAAGGCUGCUUUCAGUUUGAACCAUCCAUCAGUGACGGCCUCGCCAUGGGUGAUGGUGACGACGAUGACGAUGAAGAUGGUGGUGAUGGAGAUGAGCUGGACUUUGAACUGGAGUUCAAUGUCUCAGCGGAGCCUACCCCGGGCUUCAACGAGUACAGCGCUGAGAGCGGCGUUUUAGAUUGGCCGUCACCGAGCAACCUGUCUCUACAACAACAGUGCUUUCCUAAUGAUGCUGUUGUCAUGGAGGAGCGGCGAAGCUGCACUCUCAUUGACCCAUCUCCGGCUGAGCGCAGAGCGCUGAUUGGCCGCCGCCUGGGGUCCUCACUGGCCCGGUCACGGCCAUCUGUGGUGGUGUGUGGCAGCCGCCCUAUAGGGUCUGGGGUCCUCACACGUUGUCCGGAGUCCAGCGGGCAGGCCGUGCGCUUAUCAGAGCUGCGUUUUCCAUCCAUGGAGAGUGUCCUGAGGCAGCCGACUCUCAAACGAAAGAUCAUCAUUCCUGUGUCUUUCUCCAGCCCUGCUGCGUACAAAGACACCCUCUCGUCUGCCAUCAUAGAACAUCUCAAUUUGAUUCUGCAUGACACGGCCUCUCGCCUUCACCGCAAGAAGAUAGGGGGCCUGGGCAGUCGCGGAAGGCACGUGUCUCUGUAUAGAAACUGUCGACUCUUCCGCCGGAGUGUAUCGGAAGGCUUUGGGGGUCGGACCCUGGUUCAGCGAUUCCGAAAAAAAAAAUUCGUGACAGAAGAGAUGAAUUCCGGAAUUAAGAGGAAACUCUUUCUGCUGCUCAACCGCAAGGAUAAUCACAGCAGCUACAGCAAGGAUGACAUCUGGGUAAUUUCCACGGAUGCUGGGUUCCCUCCUGCCAACGUCAUGGUAGUGUGCAGUGUGUUCUACGGCCCGUCAGCCUCAGGCGAGCUGGAGGUGUCCCCCUUGAGGGAACACACGUCAAGCACGUGGCCACAGAACGCGACUGUGCAUGCGAUUCACGUGUGCAACGCCAGCUGGGAGCUCAGCUGCCUGCGGAACAUCCGCGAAAACGUGGAGGUGUCCACCUUGCCCAUCCUGCCUCUGAUGCUUAGCCUUGAGGGCUCACAGGAACGGAGCGUGAAAUCUCGCCGAACUGGCUUCCGUCCCCCGCUCGCCCUGGCUCCGCCUGUGCAUGGCAGUUGGGUCGACCCGGCCCAGACAUGGCCCAGGGAACUGGCGGAGCGAACCAUUGCGGAGCGGGGGCUCAACGGGGAGCAGGGUGACGUGCUGAGGAGAGUGGCCCACAUGAUACAAGCUGGGGCUGAGACGGCCGGGGUCACAAUAGUGCAAGGUGUGUUCGGGGCUGGAAAGAGCUUCAUGCUGUCCUGCAUUGUCAUGUACCUGAUCGGAGUCCUCCGGAGAGUGAAGCACGAGGCCGGAACCAAGAGGACUCCUCUCAGGGUCCUCAUCUCAGCCGCCACCAAUGUAGCAGUGGAUCGUGUCCUGCUGGGGCUGCUAGAUCUCGGCUUUGAAGAGUUUGUCCGUGUUGGGAGCAUCAAGAAGAUCGCCAAGCCCAUCCUGCCCUUCAGCCUGCAUGCUGGCUCGGGUAAUGAUAGUGACCAGCUGAGGGAGCUACAGUCCUUGCUAAAAGAGCAGCUCUCCCCGGCCGAGCGAGUGUUUGUCAAGCACAGCAUCGAGACGCACAAGCUGGGACGCAACCGCAAUCUGCUGAAGGAGGUGAGUGUAGUUGGCGCCACCUGUGCUUCCUGCCCAUUCCCCAGCAUGAGUGGUCUAUGCUUCCCAUUCGUCAUUCUCGAUGAGUGCAGCCAGAUCACCGAGCCCAUGUCCCUGCUGCCCAUAGCACGGUUUGGUUGUGAGCGUCUCCUCCUGGUGGGCGACCCGCGGCAGCUGCCCCCCACGGUGCAGGGCUCUGAGCCGGAGCACGAGUCUGGCCUGGAGCAGACGCUAUUCACUCGCCUCAAACACAUGGGACACCCCCUCGUGCAGCUCAGGACACAGUACCGCUGCCACCCGCACAUCAGCCUGCUUGCCGCAAGCCUCUUCUACCAGGGGGAGCUCCGUGAUGGCGUCGGGGUUGCCGAGCGGCCCAGUGCGGCUCCAUGGCUCCCCACUCUCGCAUUUCUCGAUGUGCCGGGGCAGGAGAAGGUGGACACAUGUGGGAGCUACUACAACAAAGCGGAGGUUGACGCUGCUGUCAAGUUGGUUGACGCCCUGGUUGAGAGCCGGGUAGAGCCUGAGGAUAUUGCUGUCAUCACUCUCUACCGCGCCCAGGCGGCCAGGGUGCACGAGUGUCUCGCGUCCCUCUCCGGCUCGUUGGCAGCCGUCCGUGUAUGCACGGCGGACGCGUUCCAGGGUGGCGAGGUGCGCGUGUGCGUGCUCAGCAUCGUCCGUUCACCUCGAGACUCGUCCUCCUCUUUCUCCUCAUCAUCAUUCGUGGAAUCGGAGCAGCGUGCAUGCGUGGCUCUGACGAGGGCGCGUGGGAAUCUGGUGGUGCUGGGUUGUGCUACGUCGCUUGGCAGGGGUGCCCUCUGGGGGCGGGUGCUCAAGCACUGCCAAGAGCAUGGAGCCGUGCUGAGUUCUCGGGAGUUCUCUGCUCAGCUCGAUCACAUCAUUGCCGCACGUGGGUGCGGGGAGCCCGAAGGCUCCAGAGGAUCAGAGGAACCGCAGAAGAAACGGAGGAAACAAAAUCCAAGCAAGUCGCCCCAGGCCUCCAGGAAGCAGCCUCAACCCGGGGAUGUGGAUUUGCUGGGAUCGGACUGGGAAUCGGGCGAUGAAAAGCUGGCCCCAGAAAAUGAUCUCAACAAAAGUCAGGGUCGCCCACAGCGUCGCAGAAUCCUCGACCUCGGCUCAGAGUCUUCGGAUGAAGAGUGAAUCAGUUCACAGUCUCAGUUCCUGAGUUCAUAGUUACAAGGAGUUCCUGAGGCCAGUGAAGAGUUUUACGGUCUCAACUGAUUCUUGUAAAUUCUUCUCAUAUGCAGAUUCCAGGCUUCACAACUUGGCAAGGAAGACACCUGGCUGGACCCAAAAUACUGAACGUUAUCAAAAACUAGGCAUGUCUUAAUUCUAAAUUUGAAGCUUUUGUGACUGCAAGGAUUCAUACUCUUUGGUUUUUUCGGUAAAGUCACGUAGGUAAAAAAUAAAAUAAAUGAAAACUAAAUUAAAUCACGUUUUGGGCCCAACACAAGCGUCCGUCAUUAGGUGGGAGAUAAUGGCCUACUGCUGAUGCAGACUAUUUUAAAGGAUGCAGACUGUUUUAAAGGAAAACAGCCCGCAUCAGCAGUAGGCCUUUAAAACAGUCUACAUCAGCAGUAGGCCAUGCUUUCCCACCUGAUGACGGACGCUUGUGUUGCACCUGAAACGUCGUGAUUUAAUUGAGUUGUUUUCAUUUAUUAUUUUAUUUUUUACCUACAUGACUUUACCGAAAAAACCAAAGAGUAGACAUGUCUUGCAUGGAAGACCUUGGAUUAUAAACAUGAAAAGUAUACUCUAAUGAAAUUGGGCGGAAGGUAAAAAGUGUUGGUGAGGUGUGGCAUCAACAGCUUUGGCCAUGAUGACAUCUUGAUCUUUUUUCGUGAAAACAUUGGAAGAAAAAGUAAAAACCAAGUACAGAAUAACUAAAACAUCCCAAACAUUAAAUGUACCUGACAUGAAUCACAGCAGAAUAAAGCAAUAUUUUAUAUUAAUAAUUGUACUAAAAUACAAAAUAAUUAUUUAUCAAGCUGUUCUAUUAUUCCAACAUAAAUUGAGUUCAUCAUUUAGAGAGAAACUCUUCCAUAGGAAUGUGGAAUGUUCACCACUCUGGGCUGCCAAUGGACAAGAGUGCCACUUAAGUUUGAUAAUACGCUUUAAGCUUGUUUUAAAUUAACAAUGUGUUUUUAUUUAUUGUGCGUUAAUGUUUGAGUGUAAAACCCUAAUAAACAAGUGUUUGUGUUAUUUAA
This is a messenger RNA of Lethenteron reissneri (Far Eastern brook lamprey), 7032 nucleotides long. It is a transcript of the gene ZGRF1, whose product is annotated as zinc finger GRF-type containing 1. The record is from RefSeq and is a predicted model, not a curated record. Lineage: Eukaryota; Metazoa; Chordata; Hyperoartia; Petromyzontiformes; Petromyzontidae. Gene Ontology annotation, molecular function: helicase activity; transcription termination site sequence-specific DNA binding. Gene Ontology annotation, biological process: termination of RNA polymerase II transcription. Gene Ontology annotation, cellular component: nuclear body.